CAGAAAAAUAACGCUAUGUCCUUUAUUUGCAACUGGUGUGAACUGAAGGAGUUUCGUCAACUACAGUGGCUCAAAAUGUUUUGUAUACAAGCAUUACUCUUUUGUAUCUACUUCGCAAAAUCAACCUUCUCAUCCUGGACAACUGGCCCAAACUUAGGGAGCAACAAUUCAAACUAUGACUUAUUUUUUACAAGCUCCAGACCACGGUAUGGCUACCACAACCAAAGAUCUUGUCAAAUCUUUAAAUACAACGAUGAGGGGACGGAAGAAACGCUGCAGAUGAUUCGCAAAUCUCUGCGCUCCCCCAACCUGGACAUCCAGGGCUCACAUUUUGACAAAGACUUACCCCACAUCUUUGUCACAUUUGGGGCUUCUGGAGAUUUGGCAAGGAAGAAAACAUACGCAACAUUAUGGCUGUUAUUCAGAGACAAGCUUCUUCCUAACAAAAUUAUCUUCUACGGUUAUGCAAGAUCAAAUCUCACAGUGGAAGAAUUAAGGAAGAAAUGUGAACCCUACAUGUCGGUAAAACCAGAAGAAAAAGACAGAUAUGAAGAGUUUUGGAAGCUCAACCACUACUUUAAGGGUAGUUACGACAACCGGAAGGAUUUUGAAAUGUUCAAUCAAACCCUCAUGAAGCAUGAACCCACAAGUGGGGUUGCUCACAGACUUUUUUACCUGGCCCUUCCACCCUCAGUGUUUGAGAAUGUCACAGUACACCUCAGAAACUGCUGUAUGGCGUCCAGAGGUUGGACAAGAGUAAUCAUAGAGAAGCCUUUUGGAAGAGAUUCUGCAAGCUCAGAAAAAUUGUCCAGUCAUCUGUCAUCAUUGUUCAAGGAAGAACAAAUUUACCGUAUUGACCAUUACCUUGGUAAAGAGAUGGUGCAAAACCUCAUGACUCUCAGGUUUGGAAAUAGAAUAUUCAGCCCAACAUGGAAUAGAGAGUGUAUUGCAUCUGUCCAAAUAACCUUCAAAGAACCAUUCGGCACUCAAGGAAGAGGUGGAUACUUUGAUGAGUUUGGAAUAAUCAGAGAUGUCAUGCAGAACCAUCUUUUGCAAAUCCUCAGCUUGGUUGCCAUGGAGAAACCAGCAUCAAUCCAUCCAGAUGACAUAAGAAAUGAAAAGGUAAAAGUGUUGAAGUGCAUCCCAGCAUUGAGUUUGGAUGAUGUAGUCCUGGGUCAAUACAUAGGCGACCCUGAUGGAAAAGGAGAAGCUAAAGAAGGCUACUUGGAUGACCCAACUGUCCCCAAAGACUCCACUACUCCCACCUACGCUAUGGCCGUUCUGCACAUCAAGAAUGAACGGUGGGACGAUGUUCCGUUUAUUCUUCGAUGUGGUAAAGCUCUCAAUGAGCGUAAAGCAGAGGUCCGCAUCCAAUAUAACGAUGUUCCCGGUGAUAUCUUUGAUGGAAAGACCAAGAGGAAUGAGUUGGUCAUCAGAGUCCAGCCUGGUGAAGCUGUGUAUAUCAAAAUGAUGACCAAAACUCCAGGAAUGACCUUUGACAUGGAGGAAACUGAACUUGACCUUACCUAUGGCAGUAGAUAUCGGGGAGCAAGGUUGCCUGAUGCUUAUGAAAGACUUAUCCUUGACGUCUUCUGUGGCACUCAGAUGCACUUUGUUCGUUCGGAUGAACUUUCCGAAGCCUGGAGAAUCUUCACUCCAUUAUUGCACAAAAUCGAAAAUGAAAAGAUCAAACCUCUACCCUACAAAUAUGGAUCUCGAGGACCUGAACAAAGCAAUGACUUCUUGAAAAAAGCCAACUUUAAGUACUACGGGUCGUACAAGUGGGUAGAACCCACCGUCAAGACAUAGGAAACUGCCUUGGAAACCGAACAACACUGCACUUCUUGUACAAACGUUGAAUACUCUUAGGUUUAGAGGUGACUGAUUCGGGACAAGGGACCAACUAUCAUUCCAGUUUUUUAGCUUUUGCAAUCUUUUUGCUCAAUUUCUACCUAAAGCAAUAUUUUUAUUUAAGCUGCAAGCAUUCCUCGGGUUAGACUCAAGCCUGCAAGAUACUUUUUAAAAGUAGAUUAUUUAUUGUAACUUUAAGAUAUUUUAUACUGUGAGUUAUUGGCUUAUUUAUUAAUUUUAUUUAUACCUGAGUGAGAUAAUAAUAUAUUAUUUUCUGUUGGUCA
Macrosteles quadrilineatus (aster leafhopper) is the source of this 2135-nucleotide messenger RNA. It is a transcript of the gene Zw, whose product is annotated as glucose-6-phosphate 1-dehydrogenase. The transcript is spliced from 11 exons. Gene Ontology annotation, biological process: pentose-phosphate shunt, oxidative branch; glucose metabolic process. The coding region runs from base 16 to 1809 and encodes 597 amino acids. The record is from RefSeq and is a predicted model, not a curated record. NCBI's taxonomy places the organism in Eukaryota, Metazoa, Arthropoda, Insecta, Hemiptera, Cicadellidae. Gene Ontology annotation, cellular component: cytosol. Gene Ontology annotation, molecular function: NADP binding; glucose-6-phosphate dehydrogenase activity.